GGCAGGCCUCGCGUGGUGGGCGGAAACGUGUGAAUGCGAAAGCGAAAGACGCGUCAAAAGGUGGCUCAGCGUUUGCAGAAGGAGCCUACUUGGUCUUUGCCUUGAACCUCUCCCUGGAAGCCUCCAAACCAAGCCAUCAUGCCCAGGUCGUGCACCUCCCUCCAGAUCAGCAAGGAGACCCAAGGAAAGAUGGACCUUUUCCGGAAAUCCCUUUUAAAAGAGGGUGAAGAAUUCCUUUGCUGUUUUUUACCUGCGAAAAUAUCACAGUUGGACCAGUUCUUGAAGGAAGAUGCGCUGAAUGUCAAAGAUCUGACCUCUCUCCAUGCUCCGCUGGACAUUCCCAUUCCAGAUCCUCCUCCCAAAGAUGACGAGAUGGAAACAGAGAAGGAAGAGAAAGAAGCUCCCAAAUGCGGCUACCUGAAAGGCAACGAAGCCAUCCUGUCGCUUUUGGAUCGCGUCAAACCCGAAGUGCGGGAGUUCAAGGACAAGUGCGCCUUGGUAACAACCUGGAUUCAGUUCAUGAUUCCCAAAAUUGAAGAUGGGAAUGAUUUCGGUGUGGCGGUUCAGGAGAAGGUGCUUGAACGGAUCACAGCCCUGAAGACCAAAGCAGAAGCCUUCCAGACGGCCAUCGCCAAGUAUUACCUGGAACGUGGCGAUGCAGUGGCCAAGGCCUCCAAGGACACUCAUGUGAUGGAUUAUCGCUGCCUUGUUCACGAACGGGAUGAAGCGAUCUACAGGGAAAUCCAGACAGUGGUGCUCGAUAUCCGUGGAUUUUAUGCCGAGCUGUACCACAUCUUGAGCAAAAACCUGGAGAAGCUGACCAACCCUAAGGGCGAAGAAAAGCCAUCCAUGUAUUGAGGAUAGACUUCUUUGCCAGAGAAACAACUAUCAACUUAAAAACAAAUUAAAUAUUGACGUAGAAAGGAAAGGAUCAGUGAUGAAUUAAAUUAAAUACAUGGUAUUUAUACCUGGAUUUUUUUUGGGGGGGGGGAUUCCUAAAUGAAUCAUGCUUUGGGUUUUGAUGCAUCUAUACCAGGCAUGGGCCAACUUGGGCCCUCCAGGUGUUUUGGACUUCAACUCCCACAAUUCCUAACAGCCGGUAGGCU
Molecule: messenger RNA, 1106 nt
Organism: Anolis sagrei ordinatus
Lineage: Eukaryota; Metazoa; Chordata; Lepidosauria; Squamata; Anolidae
Source: RefSeq, a predicted model, not a curated record